UGUACCCGGCGAAGGAUCGCUAUUGACAUCAGUGACGAAGAGACACAUUUCGCCUCGGUAUCGUGCAUUAAACAAGGGUUUCCAUGCUAUACAGUGCUAUGCUGUAAAGUCGAAAGACUCCACUUUCAAUCCUUCUUUUAAGAUGUAGAAUUAAUUCGCCACUCAAGAUGUUCGCCAACAAAUAUUACGAGCGCGACAUACAGUACGCUUUCGCGAUGAAUCGCCUCUUCCUUCGCGUAAUAGGCUUAUGGCCAUUGGCACGCUCGAAAUCCUUUUUUCUGGAUCUGAUUGAGACAGUUGCAGUUGUCUUCGCGUGUUCCGUUCUUCUCUUGUGCGAGAUUAUCCCGUCUGUGCUCUACAUGGCCAUGAUACUAUCAGACAUUCGUACGAGACUGAAAGUCGCGAGCUGCAUAAUAUUAUCAACAGUAACAGUAUUGAAAUACAGCAGCGUGCUGCUGUACAGGAGCCAAGUGCGCAGCUGUCUACUGAUGAUGGAUGAAGACUGGCGAAACGUCGUCGAUCCGAAGGAUCGCACCUCGAUGAUCAACAAGGUCAAAAUUGGCAAACGUCUAAUUGUGAUGUGCGCUAUAUUCGUGUACAUGACCGGCGUGGCUUUCCGAAUGAUCCUACCGUUGUCAAUGGGAAAGAUCGUUACUCCUCAAAAUGUCACAAUCAGACCAUUGCCCUGCGUGGCCCAUCUCGUUAUACUUGACGUGCAGCGCAGUCCCAUUUACGAAAUCGUGUAUGGGCUACAAUUCUUUGCGGGAUUUACAAAAUACACAAUUACGUUGGCAGCCUUCGGUUUUGUCACCAUUUGCGCGAUGCACUUUUGCGCGCAGUCGAACAUACUCGUGACGUUAAUGAAUGAUUUCGUGAACGAGACCCGUCCGGAGAACUUGGACAAGAAGUUGGCCACUGUCGUGAAUCAUCAAAUCAAAAUAAGAAAUUUCCUUGCCACACAUUUUAGUUUCUUACAAAUGGUGCAGACUGCCACUCAGUAUCCAAGUUUAGUAGAAGUUCUGGGAUCUACCGUGAUGAUAUGCUUCGCAGGAUAUUAUAUGCUACUGGCGUGGGACGCUCAUAGUGCUGUACGACUAUUCUCAUAUGGCGUUAUACAAGUAAUGCUCUGUUUCGACUUAUUUAUCUAUUGUUACAUGGGCGAGCAAGUCAUCGAGCAGGGAGAGAAAGUAGCGUUAACCGCAUGCACAUUGGAAUGGCAUCAUCUUCCGUAUAAAAAAGCACGAGGAUUAAUUUUACUUAUAGCAAUUUCUGAAACUCCAUUAAAACUUAAAGCGGGAAAUUUCAUUGAUUUAUCCGUCAGAACGUUCAGCAAUGUCAUUAAGAUGGCCGUGACAUAUUUAAAUCUUCUGCGAUCGAUGGGCUAAAAUUUUAGAAUAAUCAUAAGACGUAGAUGAAACAAUAAUCAUAAAAAUCUGUAAUUAUAGAAUAGAAAUAGUGGUAAAAAAAGUAUUUUUCUUCUUCAAGUAUCUCCAUUCCAAAUAAAA
Molecule: messenger RNA, 1505 nt
Organism: Vollenhovia emeryi
Lineage: Eukaryota; Metazoa; Arthropoda; Insecta; Hymenoptera; Formicidae
Product: odorant receptor 85f-like
Exons: 5
Coding region: 168-1385 (405 amino acids)
Biological process (GO): sensory perception of smell; detection of chemical stimulus involved in sensory perception of smell
Cellular component (GO): plasma membrane
Molecular function (GO): odorant binding; olfactory receptor activity
Source: RefSeq, a predicted model, not a curated record